AUGUCGGUUCCUCUUCAGAAUAGUGCUACUGUGAGAUCUAUUAUGAGAAAGCCUUCAAUAAUUCUGUAUGUCGUUAUGUCAUCGGAGGCGGAGGGAAACGAUGAUUCCAUACAACGUCUACUCAACGAUACAGGGAGGACAAAUAGUCUACCUCUGACUGGUCAUAUUUUUUUCCAACCACCACGAACGCCUAAACACCCAUGGGGUACCGUGGGGCUAUGGGGGAAAGGGAGGGGGCACACGGAGUCAGGGGCCGUCUACCACCUACCACCGUAUGUCCCGGACAUGAAUGGGAGAUAUUUCCUCGGGUAUUUCACAACCAUCAGAAGUACACCAAAUGCAACUUCUCUUAUUUUAGGAAAAAAAGUAGUCGUUAAGUGGCAGUUAAAUUAUGUCAAUGAUAUUAAGUUUACUCAAAUUGUACGAGGCUCGUUUGCAACUAUGAGCUAUUCUAUGCUGAUAUAUCCAGCGAUAUCCGGUUUAUUUUGCACGUCCAUGCCUUUACGAGAAGACCAACUAGAAUUUCCUGCGAAGAAGUUAACGACAUAUGCUAUAUUUAGCCAGCAUGUUGGUCGUAAUGCUAGAAAUGCUACCAGGGACCACAGUAAAUUAAAGAUAGACGUCCUGCUACAAAUAGACAGUGAUCGUGCCCCAGCCGCUGAUAAAUGUGAGACUAGCGUCAAGGCUUGUGACUUUCCUUCGAAGGUCUGGCUGAUUCCAGAUCAACUUCUAAUAGUUCUGUUAUUAGUUUUAGUACUGAUGUUCGUGGUAAGUCCUGAUCGAAAUGUUAAUAAGCUGCAAGGUCGUAUUUUUCUCGACAUGAUGAAUUGCUCGAAAAAUGCCUUGUGCCAGGAUAUCGCUGAAAAUCACUAUCAAGACGCUAGCAAACAUCCAACGCAUGCUAUGUAUGGUAUUAGUAAGAUUCAACUGAAAAAUAUUUGUCUUGUUGCCCAGCUGUGCUGCCAAUUCUGA
Messenger RNA from Acanthoscelides obtectus, 972 nucleotides. The record is from the annotation of a GenBank genome assembly. Lineage: Eukaryota; Metazoa; Arthropoda; Insecta; Coleoptera; Chrysomelidae.